This is a messenger RNA of Astrephomene gubernaculifera, 2632 nucleotides long. Lineage: Eukaryota; Viridiplantae; Chlorophyta; Chlorophyceae; Chlamydomonadales; Astrephomenaceae. The record is from the annotation of a GenBank genome assembly.
CUCGAGCAUAUGACUUGUACAGUAAAACAUUUAUGCUAAAAGGAUACGGUGUGUUACGAAGGCCUCCUUACAGGUUAAAGUCUUUAGCAAGGACACUCGCCUUUGCUACGCUGUGCGUUCAUUGAAGCCGAUAUGGGUCGGCAUCGCGGGAAAGGAGAGAAGCGCAGUAAGGGAGACAAGGACGACGCGAAGGACGAAAGCGGCAAGGACAAAAAGCCUAGCGUCUUUGAGCGACUUUCCUCCCCGCACGAUAAAGGAAAUGGAGAUGAGCGCGCCCUCGGACGGGAUGAGUAUACCACCAAGGGUCGUGAGGGGAGGUCGGACGGGGAUGUCGGCAGCAAGCGUCGCGGCGACUCGCCUGACAAGGACGGGGAUAGACCAGCCCGCAAGCGCCCCGCUAUCGUGUGGGAGCCACCUUCAUCGAAGUCUGGCGACCGCCCAGACAAGCUAGACAGCAGGGAGGCUGCUCAGGAGCCGUCAGAUAGGGACCAGCCGUCAAGGGAGCAGUCUGGUAAGGAGCAUCCUGUGCGGGAGGCUGUAGGGAGGGAAAUGACCAAGGAGAAGGGCGCAGCGAAGGACAGCAGCAAGCAGGGCGACACCAGGGAUCUCAAAGACAAGGACAGGCGAGAUGCUCGUCCCGAGCGGGCUGACAAGGAUCGGGAGGAUGACGCGAGGGAGCGCGAGAGGGAGUGGGACCGCGACCCACGGGACUUGCGCGAGCAGCGGGAAAAGGAGAGGGGCGAUAAGGGGGACAAGGAGCGCGGCAAGGAGAAGGGAGCAAGCGGAGGAGGCGGCAGCGGCCGGGAGAGAGAGAAGGAAAAGGGGGAGAAGGGUGGUGGGUCGUCAUCUCGGCGGGAGACGGACAAGGAGAAGGAGCGGGGCCGGGAGAAGGAGAAGGAGCGGGAGAAGGAGCGAAUCAGUCGACGCGAUCGCGAGGGCAAGGACCGAGACGAGCGGGAAAGCAGGGACAAGGAGAGGGAGGCUCGAGAUCGCGAGCGCGACAGGGAACGGGACCGUGAUCGGGACAGGCGGAGUGACCGGGAGUACUCGGAGAGGGACCGGGAUCGCGACAGUCGUGACCCACGGGACCGUGUGGUGGAUAUGCCAGACAUCGCAACCCAGCUUGACGACCGGCGCCUGGGCCCUAGCGGCGGCCCCAACCCCUUGGACAUGCCCAUGCCCAUGAUCCUGCGGCCCUCGCCUUCCGACAUGCCGCCGCCUGCGGAGGGACGCAUGCACGACAGCAGCCAGCAGCCGCCGCCGCCACCUCGACGUGACGGCGGAGGGGGUGGGGGGCAGUACGGCGGGAUGUCACCGGACCGGGAGCCGCGCGACCGCCGGGACUGGGAGGAGUAUGGUGGCGGCGGUUUCGGAGGCGGAGCUGGCCGGGAAUUCGGCGGGGGCUUGCGGCCAGGGUUCGGGCACAUGCCUCCGCCCAGGGGGGGCUUUGGUGACGCUAGAGGAGGUCGUGCAGGUCGCUUCCCCGAGGAGCGCCUGCAGGAGCAGGAGUACGGCGGCCCGAGCGGCUCCAUGCCCAUGCCGCCGCCCUUCGCCGCCGCCGCCGCCGACUCCUCCAACACCUACCUGGAUGGCGGCGGGCGCUCCUCGCCGCCCCCAGCGCAGCGCAACAUGAACAUGAGGGGCGCCGGUGCUGGCGGGGCCGGUGGCGGUGGCGACAGCAGCCGUGGCGGGGGCGGUGCUGGCGGUGCGGCGUUACUCAUGCCACCCAUUAUGGACACCGGUGGCGCGGGAGGGGUCGGCGGGGGCGUGUUGGCCGGUGGCGCUCCUGCCGGUGGACCUGGUCCCAGCAUGAUGCCGCCCAUCAUGGAGGGGGGCGGCCUGGGGCGGCGAGGGCCGGGCGUUGGGAUGAUGGGCGGGGCGGAGCUGGAGCAGCAGAUGCUGUUGCAUCAGGAGGCGGGGAGCAGCGGGGCAGGGGCGGGGUCCGGCUUCAACAACGCGAUGGGCCAGCAGCAGGCAGCAGCGAAGGCUGUGGACCCCGUGCUGCAAAUGCGCAAGCGGCGCGAGUUCUACCGGCAGCGGGUGCAGCUGGAGGCCCUGAUGGCAAGUCCGCAGGUGGUGGGGCAGGAGGCCUAUAAGGAGCUCGAAAAGGCGUACAAGCGGCUCGCGACUGAGGCCGCCGGACUGCCAGUUGAGCUGCGCCCCUCCAUUGCUGCCGACCCACGGGUCGCUGCUUUGGGCCAGCCGCGGCUGUCGGCUGUGGCGGCGGGCUCAUCGCGGCUGCGCAGCUUUGCGCUGUCGGAGCUGCUGCUGGACGACUCGUAUUGGUCGUCGGCGCAGAUGGCGGCUGCGCUGGCGGCGGCAGCGCCUGGCAGCGGCCAGGUGCUGAGCCUGGGGGGUGAGCGGCACCUGGCGGCGCACCGCCAAAGCCUGCAGGCCUGCAGGCAGCUGCAGGAGGACAUCGCCUUGCAGCCCUACUGCCGUACCGGCAAGGGAGGCGCGUUCCUGCUGACCGCGUCUCAAGAGGCACAGGGGUUGUUCUGAGGCGCGUUGCGACAUGCGUCGGUCACUAUGCUUCUUGGACCACGUAUUUGGCCGCCUGUACCGGUUGCGCGAUGUCUGUUGUGCAGCAUAUCAAUUGACCGUGGACCUGUAACGAAAGCCAAUGGAUAAA